UUGCUCUCUUCAGCAGCACAACCGUUUGGCAGGAUGAGCGUGCCUGAGAGCGGCACUUCCAAGCGGUGGGUGCCGGCAGCGAUGUCCCUGCUUUGGAUCCUCUGCCUGUGCCUCUCAGUGGAGUCAAAGAAGUGGCCCAAGGACUCCAAAUGUCCCACGUCCUGCUCCUGCACCAAGGACAGUGCGUUCUGUGUGGCCUCGAAAUCCAUCCCACAAACCUUUGCUGAGAACUUGAUCUCCUUAACUUUUGUGAAUGCAAAAUUCAGUCAAAUUCCUGAAUGUGCCUUUUCCCACCUUCGAACCCUACAAUUCCUCUUGCUGAAUUCAAACACCUUCAACCUGAUCGGAAAUGAUGCAUUCAAUGGCUUAUCUCACCUCCAGUAUCUAUUUAUAGAGAACAACAACAUCCAAUCACUCUCCAAAUACACCUUCCGAGGGCUCAAGUCUCUCAACCACCUAUCAUUGGGAAACAACAAUCUGCUGACACUUCCCAGAGACAUCUUCAUGGAUCUUCAUGUUUUGACACAUUUGGAUCUCCGUGGGAAUGCUUUCCAUUGUGAUUGUAAAGUAAAAUGGCUGAUAGAAUGGCUACAGACGACCAACACAACAGUCGCUCCUGUGUACUGUACCAGCCCAAAUGAAUAUCAGAAUGUCAGGAUAAGCCAUCUGCCAAUCAAGGACUUUGACUGUAUCAGAACAGAAUUCACUACGUAUCAAACCCUACCAUUCCAGGCUAUCUCAGUUGAGUCCUUCCUAUACGCAGAUGACCUAUAUGUAACAUUUGCCCAAGCAAACAAUGGGAACUGCACUUUCUUCAUGUGGGAUCAUGUUGAAAUGGUCUUCAGAGAGUCUGAUAACAUCUCUGCCCAUGCUGCUGUGUACUGUAAGCCGCUGGUGAUCGAGGGAGAGCUGUACAUUGUCGUGGCACAGUUGUUCAGAGGCUCCCACAUCUUCCGCUGGGACAGCUACGGGGGGAUGUUCAUCAAGAUCCAGGACAUUGACACCACCAAAAUUCGCAAGCCUAACGACAUUGAGACGUUCACGAUCGAUGGGGUCUGGUACUUUGUCAUCGCGGACAGUUCAAAGGCUGGGGCAACCACCAUCUACAAGUGGAACAAAGGCGGGUUUUACUCUCACCACUCGCUGCACCCAUGGCACAGGGACACAGACGCCGAGUAUGUCGAGAUGGACAAUAAACCCAAGCUGAUCCUCUCCAGCAGCACCCAAACACCAGUCGUCUACCAGUGGAACAAAGCCCAAAGGCAGUUCACCUAUCUCACCGAAAUCCCCAACAUGCAGGAUGUCCACGCUGUGAAGCACUUCAGAAUCAAGAAGGCUGUGUACCUCUGCCUGUCUCGCUUCAUCGGCGACUCCAAGGUGGUGAGGUGGGAGAACCAGCGGUUCACCGAAGUCCAGGCGCUGCCCUCAAGGGGCACCAUGAUCGUCCAGCCUUUCCGGGUGGCGCAGUGGCAGUAUGUGGUGCUGGGGAGCGACUUCUCGUUUUCCCACGUCUACCUGUGGAACCCUGAGAAGCAGAGCUUCGGCCGCUUCCAGGACUGGAGCAUCCGAGCUCCACGAGCCUUCCAGCUCGUACUCAUCGAUGACAUGCACCUUGUGCUGGCUUCCAGUUUUAAAGGGAACACAAUCAUCUACAGACACAUGGUGGUAGACACGAGUGCCUAAGAACGCAACCCAAACGAGUUGCGUUUCAACCAGCAGAUUAGUUUCAGAUUGUCACCCAUUUGGUUCAAAGUAGACAGUCCUGUUUCUGAGAGGGGGUGGGGGGGGGGGGGCGAAUGUCCCUGCUUUUCCAAAAUGCAAACUAGGCAUGAGAAGUUUGACUUUUAAUAGCAGUCUGUUUUUCCCACUAAAUCUGAGUCUUAUCCUGUAUAGUCAAUAGUUAUCAAGAUUACUAAAGUCUGCAAAGCAAAUUGUCAGAACCUAGGCCAAUGAUCCAACUCCUCCUAGGCCUCGUGUUGCCGUCUAAUACUCAAAUGCUGACGUCUCCCCCGCUACGCACCCACCUUGCCUCCUGACUUAUCGACUGAUUCUCAAUGCUUAUUAUUUUGCUCUGGCCACUGCUCUUGCUGUCAGGAACUGGAGCAUCCACCGAGCUGGCCGAUAUCAGACUGGUCAUCCCAGCGCAGAUUGGUAACUUGGCAAAGUCAUCCUGCAUCAGUGCAGUCACGUUAUCGUUCACCAAUAAACCGCGGCUUCGUCUGCCUCCUCAGGUGGAUGUAAAAGACCCUGUGACGCUAUCAAAAGAAUAGCAGGGGGUUCUCCUGGUGUUCUGGCUAAAAUGUACCCUGCAAGUCGACGUUUCCCAGCAGAGAAUAACCGAUCAUUCAGCACGUGGCUGUCUGUGCACAUUGGUUACCACACUUCCUACAAAACAGUGACCGCCAUGUCAAAAGGGAUUACAUAGCUGUGAAGUUCUUUGAAAUGUCCUAUGAAGGUGAAAGGCGCUAUAUUAAUGCAGUGGUUUUUUUUGUCUUUUUCCAUUUUCCUUAGAUCUGCCCUUUUAAUUUUUAGCUAUUCAUGCUUUAUUCUUUGUUCGUUCUAAUGGUUUGACUUGAAUAAGAUGAUUUGCCUUGAUACUGCCUCUGUGUGUUUGUUUCAUUUUUCUUAUAUACUUUCCCCUUUCUGAACCUAUUAUUGUGCAUGGAUGUUUUUUGCUUUAUCAGUUCUGAUCGAGCCACCUGUCAACAUAAGCUUAUGAUGUUGCUGUUUGUUGGAGCUGGGCGUGUGUCUUAACAGCGACCGCACUUUGGGAGAUUGUGAAGGGCAACAUAAAGAUGCAAGUCUUUCUUUCUGUACUCUCUCCAGGUGCUGAUUCACCUUGCUGUAUAUUGUUUUUGUUCAAGAUACCCAACGUAUUUUGUAUUUGGCUUUCAUUGGCCAAUACUUUCGUUCCUUAAUCUCGUAAAAGACAUUUCAAAUACCUUUCUUUGGGACAUUGAGCGUUCUUUGCAUGAGGUUAGACCAAGUGGGAGAACGAUGAAAUAAGCAUUCGCUGUUUUAUGGAACUAUUUGUUUUAGGGUUUCCUGCUGGAAACACAUGUUAUGAACAUUUUGCUUCCCCUUUUUCAAAUAUGUACAUGUUUACAGUCCUGUAACAUUGGCAAAACCAACUUCGGCAAAUGUUUUAAUGCAGUAUGUUUUAAAACCGAUUGACAGAAUUGUUUAGAACAAUGUAGCAUUCCUUCUUUCACAGUAUUCUGCAAUAAACUG
Messenger RNA from Carcharodon carcharias (great white shark), 3231 nucleotides. RefSeq names its product leucine-rich repeat LGI family, member 3 (gene lgi3). Gene Ontology annotation, biological process: regulation of exocytosis. The transcript is spliced from 8 exons. Gene Ontology annotation, molecular function: protein binding. Gene Ontology annotation, cellular component: synaptic vesicle. The coding region runs from base 34 to 1683 and encodes 549 amino acids. NCBI's taxonomy places the organism in Eukaryota, Metazoa, Chordata, Chondrichthyes, Lamniformes, Lamnidae. The record is from RefSeq and is a predicted model, not a curated record.